AUGGCGUCCGUCUGUCCUAUAGUCGUUUCUUUGAUUCUGCAGUCGCUCGCUGUCGAGGAUGCCGACCAAAAAGUCAUACACCAGCUGCUCGAGUUUGCACACCGAUAUACGACGGACGUUUUCCAGGAUGCUUUACUCUACUCUGAACACGCAGGAAGGACGGACGUGGGCUUGGACGACGUUCGACUUGCCAUCCAAGGACGUGUCAACCACUCCUUCACCUCACCGCCGCCCAAAGAGUUCCUUCUGGAGCUCGCAGAGGAAAAGAACAGGGUGCCACUACCAUUGAUCCCAGAAAAGUACGGGAUCCGUCUGCCACAUGAACGCCACUGCCUAACCGCCGUCAACUUCCAGCUCAUCCCUGAGCUUCCACCACCAACUCACAAAGAUGUCGCAAAGGAAGCAGCAUUAUCUGCAGGACAGGAUGAGGCAGGGACACCAUCACUGUUCAAGGUCAAGGAGGAAGAAGCAGGGGACCACUCUGAUGAAGAGAUGGAGGAAGUGGCCCAGGUGCCCUUGCCACAGAGCCAACAGAAUCUGGCAAACCACGAUGCAUGGAAACGCAAACGGGCAGACGAGGAGGAAAACUAUGAUGAUGACGACGAGUAA
This is a messenger RNA of Linnemannia hyalina, 609 nucleotides long. NCBI's taxonomy places the organism in Eukaryota, Fungi, Mortierellomycota, Mortierellomycetes, Mortierellales, Mortierellaceae. The record is from the annotation of a GenBank genome assembly.